This is a messenger RNA of Pieris macdunnoughi, 324 nucleotides long. NCBI's taxonomy places the organism in Eukaryota, Metazoa, Arthropoda, Insecta, Lepidoptera, Pieridae. The record is from the annotation of a GenBank genome assembly.
AUGAUUCUGGGAGCAUCCAAGACUACAGAGACGAGUAUUGAAACAGCAGAUAAGGUAGUUCUCGUCGCUGCAGAACAGGAACUCAUAUACAUAUAUUUAAAUAGAACAUGGGACGGACCGGAGAUGAGCUACAAUGAUUAUAUCCAAGAGCCGUUUCCUAUUAUUCCCGCAACAACAGGCCAGAUACAUUGUUCUUACUCAUCAACAUUGUAUUUCCGUCUGUACAGUGUCUUAGUGCAAUUAAGACAAGUUGACAAUGCUACGGUAUUGCUCAUAGAUAAAACCCAAAUCGUAAAGUAUGAGAUUCGAGCCGUGACGUCAUAA